This is a messenger RNA of Pseudo-nitzschia multistriata, 2568 nucleotides long. The record is from the annotation of a GenBank genome assembly. NCBI's taxonomy places the organism in Eukaryota, Bacillariophyta, Bacillariophyceae, Bacillariales, Bacillariaceae.
CCAGCACUCCAACAAACACCACAAAACACCACAAAACACAACACCACAAAACACAACACGACACAAAACACCACAUCGGAAGAGUGACAAGCAUGGCGAUCCCUCACACCGUCGCGAAUCUCGUGGAUCGUGCCUCGAACUCCGCAUCUUCUGUUGCCGCUACCGAUCGGGCAUCCGUAGCUCCCUUGUCUCCGGCACCGGUCGAGGCCGGCGGGGCCAGGAUGCUGGCCUGCAGCAGCAGCGGCGGCGGUUCCGCUUCCCCGGGACCCUCGGUCCGGUCCCUCCAGGCCAAGCUGAUCCAGGCGCGCAAGCGCAACGAGCUGCUGCAGAACAUCGAGAAGGGAGUCGACGAGUACGGAUAUCCCCUGUGCGAGUUCCGAAAGGGAUUCCUGGACCACUACAAGCCGAGGGGCAUGGUAAUUAGCGUGAGUCGAGUCGAGUCCAGUCGAGUCGUCUCUGGUCGUUUCGUUUGUGGGUUGCGAUUGGCAAUCGAUGGAUGCAAAAGGAUUUUGUGUUCGGCCGAUGCCCCACCGGGUUUUGACCUCUUUCCCGUUUGCCUUCUCUGAACCGCACCCCGAAAUGCUUCUUGCUCAACAAACGCAUCCGACGCUUCUUUUCGCUCGUUUCUUCCGUCGCUUCUGUUCUGUUGUUCCCUGGUGCCAACGGCAUCGCAUGGUGUGACAUCGCAGACAAUCCGCGUUGCGCUGCAGCAAAGCGUUACGAUACUGGCUAAUUUCAUGGGGGAGCAGCUGGAACUGGAUCUGAAGCGCAACCAGCGGGUCAACGAAGGACAAAUCACGCAGAUGGAGGCCGACCUCGAGGCAGACGAGUGGGAAAAGGUGGGUGUAGUUUCGUUCAUUUUUAUUCGAUUCGACUCGACUCGACUCGAUUGAAGUCAAUUCCAUAGUGGAAUAUUGUGCUGUGCUCUCUGGAUCCAGUCGGCUGUGUCCUGCGCAAUGCAUAUAUUCGGUGCAGUGCUGCUCUAUCAAUACAGUAUCGUCGCGAUGAUUGAUGGUUUUAACCAUCGCUGAAAUCUGAACCGGAAGGCAACCGACGGGUCCGAAUGUUGCGGUGCAUUGCAACGACUUCCUCCGGGAGCGCUGCAGCUGCGCAUUCGCAUUCGUCAUCCGCCUUUCUUGGAUGACAAACUGUAUGACUGAGCGAUUUGAAAACACUGGACAGAGCAACACUGCAUCACGGCCAUCGCGCUCGAAACAAGUGCAAUCGAAAAACGAAACGACAAACCUGUCCGUUGACGCAAGGCGCAAUGAUCGAUGGUUUUUUACCAUCGCUGAAAUCUGAACGAAAGACAACCGGCGGGUCCGUCCAGGGACGAAUUGAAUUGAAUUGAAUCCAGGUAUGCCCACUCCUUCUUUCUGGGACGUGGUGCGGCUUGGCAGUCUAGUUCGUUUUGUUCGUGCUCGCCAGCCUUCUUUUAUGGAUGCCAACUUGUACAACUGAGCGCAGCGUCGGCUGAUAGCUUUCUCGUCUUCACAUUCGCAAUUCCAUUCGUUACGGAGAGAAUGGAAAAGAAUAGGGCGAAGUUCCUGCAACAAAUGCUUGUGAAUUUGCCCCGGCUGCCAAAUUUUGUCUCUAACCGGGUUUUUGUCUUGUACUGUACGUUGUGUUCCUUUUCCGAUGGAAAUGGCUGUAUCAGCUCGAGUGGGACAAGCGUUGGACUACCUUCCCAAACAAGUUUGUCACCGCCCUUGUCAAGUACCAUUCUGUGACCCUGAUUCUUCGAUUCUAUGAGUAUCUCGCUGCCAAAUUAGUGGACAUGCACAAACUCAACAAACUCACUGUGGAUCCCUUUGCCAUGGCGAGACGUAUGUCCUCCAGGAUCGAAGCGAAGAGCCCACCGGGCAAGACCGAAACCGUUCGCGACCACAAAUUGUCCGUGACCGCUUCCAUGACCACCACUACCCUCUGGGCAAACCUCCUCCCCUUUUGCGCCGAUUAUAGCCUCCACCAGGCCCUCUUGUGCUACGCGUAUUUCCGAUAUUACAGCUACCAGCGCCAGCGGCGACUGCUCGCGGCGAGCCCUUCCUCGGAGGACGACGACGAGGACACGGCAAAUGGUGCGUCGACUUUGAUCACGGAAGACGACAGGGAGCUGGCCCGGGACCUCGGCCAAAAAUCUCUCCGCCUCGCGACCAACCGUGGUGUCGGUCUGGUCUGUUCCGCGGUUGGAGCCGGGGUCGGAACCGUGGUCUGGCCCGGCUGGGGAACCAUCGUCUUCUCGGCCCUCGGCGACGCCACCGGUGGAAUGAUCACGGACGACGGGUAUUUCAAGGCCAAGCAGAGCCUCGAGGAAAAGCGGGCGAAGGACGAGGCCAGGGACGACAGUAUCAGCCGGCAGGUGCAGUGAUCGGUGAUCGAUGUGAAAUUUGAAACGUGAACUGUGAAUGGCAACAGGCCAGUGCAUUUUGACACAACGAAGAAAAAGAUGUCGGUUUGAGUGAGGGAUAUGGACGAGACGAAGGAUUCACUUGCCAAGAUUUUACUGUAUUGAAAAUGCGUUCAACACACGCGUACACUGAUGUAUACUAAGGAUUUUAACCAUACCUG